Molecule: messenger RNA, 782 nt
Organism: Cryptomeria japonica (Japanese cedar)
Lineage: Eukaryota; Viridiplantae; Streptophyta; Pinopsida; Cupressales; Cupressaceae
Exons: 1
Coding region: 120-533 (137 amino acids)
Source: RefSeq, a predicted model, not a curated record
UAGUGGAUUUCCCAAAGCCCACAGGAGGAACUAUAAAUAACAUAGCACGAGAAGCACUCAAACACAAUCUUGCCCAAUCACAUAGAAUUGAAAGUUUGAAAGUGAAGUGAUAAGAAGUCAUGGAGGCAGAAAGAGCCGGAGCAUUAGUGGUGAUGGGUCACACGGAAGGCAUGAAACAGGCAGGAGCUCUUCUCAAGGAAUUUGGGCUUCCAGAAGGACUGUUGCCUCUUGCAGAUGUGGUGGAAGUGGGUUAUGUGAAGAGCAGUGGUUACAUGUGGAUUGUACAGAAGAAGAAGGUGGAACACACUUUCAAGCUCAUCUCUAAGCAGGUCAGUUAUGACAAAGACAUCCAUGGGUACAUUGAGGCGGGGAGAAUAAAGAAACUGAACGGAGUGAAGGCAAAAGAGUUGAUCAUCUGGGCUCCUGUCAGCGAUAUCAUUUUGGAGAAUCCUCCAACCGGGAAACUACAGUUCAAAAGCCUGGCUGGAAUCACUAAGACUUUUCCCGUUGAUGCAUUCGCUGCAGGCCAGUAAUACCUUGAGAUUACAAAAAACUGAUUAGUUUAUCCAUUAGUUUUACAUUCCAUGCUUUCAGUUUCAAUCUCUGAGAUUAUUAUUGUAGCAAGAUCGUAAUGUUUUCCAAUUCCCCCUUGUACGAGAUCCAUCGAUCUCAGUUUGCAGAUAGCGUAAACAAAUUUCUGCAUAGCCAUGGCUAAACCAUAUUUGAGGAUAUGCACUGUUUACAUGUUCGUUCUUAUUAUAAUAUUGUUUAACUGGUUUUUG